AUGUCAAGCAGUGAGAACUUCCGUAAUGAAUCGAACCUAUCUAAUGGGUCCACAUGUAGAAUCCAGGAUGGCUUUCUGAUGGAGACCCUUCCUGCCAUGUACUCCAUCAUCGCCGUCAUCGGGUUCGCUAGCAACCUCCUGGCGCUCUGGGUGUUCACUUUCGGCACUCUGAAAACCAACUCCAUCACGGUGUACAUGAAGCACCUUGCCAUUGCCGACCUCUUGCUCUCCGUCUGUUUGCCCUUCCGGGCGGCUUACCAGAAACACAGUGGCCCUCCUGUCCUCUGCAAGAUGGUGGGCAUGAUCUUCUACAUCACCAUGUACGUCAGCAUUCUGCUUCUCAGCUUGAUCAGCCUGAACCGCUACUUCAAAAUCAUCAAGCCCCUUCAGCACUUCCGAAUCCACACAACGUCGUUCAGCCUGGCCAUGUCCAUGGUGGUGUGGGCCAUCUGCUUCGUCACGAUGCUUUGCUUCCUUUUUGACACUAAUGAAAGCGGGCCCUGUGACCACAAGUGCUUCCAUUUCAAGUACCGAAGCACCAGCGCGGGCAUCCUGAACAUGCUGGCGGUGACUUUUUUUUUCCUUUUGCUCUUCUUCUUCCUUUAUUCCUACGGUAAAAUCUCCCUCAGGCUCCGUGCGGUCUCUUUGAAGAAAACCCAGCAGCGUAGUAAGAGGAUGAACACCAGAAUUGCCAUAAAGACUUUUGUGGUUUUGGUAGUCUUCAUCGUAUGCUUUGUCCCCUACCACAUGGUCCGAAUACCCUACAUCCUUGCCCAAAUGAUGAUCAUUUCUGAACAGAACAUCCAGGCCCUCCACCUUGGAAACGAACUGGUCCUCUGCAUUUCAACCCUCAACUGUUGUUUUGAUCCUGUGAUUUUUUUCUUUCUGUCCAGCAGUUUCAAGAGAUCCUUGCUGGACACCACCCUGCGAAAGCUAAAGUGGGUUUCUCAAAAUAACCAGAGAGUAUUGUAUGUCAAAUAA
This is a messenger RNA of Notechis scutatus (mainland tiger snake), 981 nucleotides long. RefSeq names its product putative G protein-coupled receptor 34. Lineage: Eukaryota; Metazoa; Chordata; Lepidosauria; Squamata; Elapidae. Gene Ontology annotation, molecular function: oxysterol binding; G protein-coupled receptor activity. Gene Ontology annotation, cellular component: membrane. The record is from RefSeq and is a predicted model, not a curated record. Gene Ontology annotation, biological process: G protein-coupled receptor signaling pathway.